GACUGAAAGGUCUGCAGGUACAGAAACACUGUGUCUGUUAUUAACAGAUAAAAGAUAAUGUUUAAGGCACUGAUAGUGGGUGGCUUGUUAUUUUGUCUUAAAAUUUAAUGUUUCUUUCAUUUCAUCUCAUCUCUCCUUUUCCCUUUGUGUUUUGUUUCGUUUUUUUGUCUGUCUCUGUAGGUCAGCCAUGAAGUUCUGCAGUUCUGCUCUCCGUGUCCUGAUCUCACUGAUCACUACAUUCACUACUGUGUCUGAAUCAGCAGAUCCCUCAGUGAAAGUGAAGUUUAAUGAGACGGCCUCUCUGCCCUGCUAUGAGAGAUGCUCUGGUUUGGUCAGAUGGACUGAGUUCACUAAAUCCACUGAUGUUCUGGCUGAGUGUGAUCAGACUUCAUGUAGAUCGAAGGAGGGAUAUCAGAUGAUCCAUGAUCAGUACCUGAAGGGAGAUUUUUCCCUCAUCAUCACUGAAGCUGAUUUCACUAAGAGAGCUCGGUACACGUGUGACUGUGAUGAUAGAGAUCUCUGUGAUGUGAAGCUGCAGAUUGAGCCCUUGAACACCGCGGUUCAGAAAAAAUCCGGUGAAUCUCUGGUUCUGGAAUUGGACGUAUCAGAACCAGUAGAAGUGAUUUAUAGCAGCACAGGUGCAGCCGGACCAUCCAGUGGUCAGAUCUGUACAGUGAAUGGACGAUUCACACAGUGUAAACCUGAAUACACACAGAGAGCAUCACUCACAGCUGGACUUGAGCUCAGAGGAAUGACUCCAUCUGAUAGUGGAGUUUACACCAUCAUGGAUAAAAAGAAUGAAGAGGUCGUUCGUAUCUACUCUGUGACAAUUAAAGGUGAUGGUUCUGAAGCUCUGGAUCAGAUCCAUAAGCCCUCUCGGUUCCGUCGCAGCGCCCCUUCUGAUGACCAACCCUUUCUGUGCGGAGAUCAUGCAGCGGUGUGGAUGUAUCCAGUGCUGGUGCUGAUGGCGGCUGUGUGUGCGGUAUCAGCAGUAGUAAUUGUGCGGCAAAGGAAAGAAAUUCUGGAGCUGAAAGGAACC
Colossoma macropomum (tambaqui) is the source of this 1039-nucleotide messenger RNA. RefSeq lists its product as uncharacterized. The annotation marks the transcript as partial. The record is from RefSeq and is a predicted model, not a curated record. The transcript is spliced from 5 exons. NCBI's taxonomy places the organism in Eukaryota, Metazoa, Chordata, Actinopteri, Characiformes, Serrasalmidae.